This is a messenger RNA of Lolium rigidum, 2964 nucleotides long. RefSeq names its product beta-galactosidase 2. Gene Ontology annotation, molecular function: beta-galactosidase activity; carbohydrate binding. Bases 1 to 2508 code for a protein of 835 amino acids. The record is from RefSeq and is a predicted model, not a curated record. NCBI's taxonomy places the organism in Eukaryota, Viridiplantae, Streptophyta, Magnoliopsida, Poales, Poaceae. Gene Ontology annotation, cellular component: cell wall; vacuole. Gene Ontology annotation, biological process: carbohydrate metabolic process. The transcript is spliced from 19 exons.
AUGGCGUCCUCCCGACGCCCGCCGCCGGCGCCAGCCGUCCUCGCCGUCGCCGUCGCGCUCGCGGUGGCCGCCCUGGCCGCGUCGGCGUCGGCGACCGUCACCUACGACCGCAAGGCGGUGGUGGUGAACGGGCAGCGCCGCAUCCUGCUCUCCGGCUCCAUCCACUACCCGAGGAGCGUCCCCGAGAUGUGGCCGGAUCUGAUACAGAAGGCCAAGGACGGCGGCCUCGACGUGGUGCAGACGUACGUCUUCUGGAACGGCCACGAGCCCUCCCCUGGCCAGUACUACUUUGAGGGGAGGUAUGAUCUUGUGCACUUCAUCAAGCUCGUCAAGCAGGCCGGCCUCUACGUGCACCUCCGCAUUGGCCCCUACGUCUGCGCCGAGUGGAACUUCGGCGGUUUCCCUGUUUGGCUAAAGUAUGUCCCCGGCAUCAGCUUCAGAACUGAUAAUGAGCCGUUCAAGCUUGAGAUGCAGAAGUUCACCACAAAGAUCGUCCACAUGAUGAAGUCGGAAAGGCUCUUUGAGUGGCAGGGAGGGCCAAUAAUCCUUUCUCAGAUUGAGAAUGAGUUUGGGCCCUUGGAGUGGGAUCAGGGUGAGCCUGCCAAGGCCUACGCUUCAUGGGCAGCUAACAUGGCCAUUGCGCUCAACACAGGCGUUCCAUGGAUCAUGUGCAAAGAGGAUGAUGCCCCAGAUCCAAUUAUUAAUACAUGCAAUGGAUUUUACUGUGACUGGUUCUCCCCAAAUAAACCUCACAAGCCUACCAUGUGGACUGAGGCUUGGACUGCCUGGUAUACAGGUUUUGGUAUUCCGGUUCCACAUAGACCAGUAGAGGAUCUAGCAUAUGGUGUUGCCAAGUUUAUCCAAAAGGGUGGCUCUUUUGUUAACUAUUACAUGUACCACGGCGGAACAAACUUUGGGCGCACAGCUGGGGGUCCGUUCGUUGCAACUAGCUAUGACUAUGAUGCUCCUAUUGAUGAAUAUGGUUUGUUGAGAGAACCAAAAUGGGGCCACUUGAAGGAGUUGCAUAGAGCCAUCAAGCUUUGUGAACCAGCCUUGGUUGCAGGAGAUCCCAUAAUAUCUUCACUUGGGAAAGCUCAGAAGUCAUCCGUUUUUAGGUCAAACACAGGAGCUUGUGCAGCUUUUCUUGAGAACAAGGAUAAACUAUCCUAUACAAGGGUAUUGUUCAACGGGAUGCAUUAUGACCUGCCUCCCUGGUCUAUCAGUAUUCUCCCGGACUGCAAAACAACAGUCUUCAACACUGCUAGGGUUGGCAAUCAGAUUUCACAAAUGAAAAUGGAAUGGGCUGGAGGACUCACGUGGCAGUCAUACAAUGAGGAGAUAAAUUCUUUUAGUGAGGAGGAAGCAUAUACAACUGUUGGAUUACUGGAACAACUAAAUAUGACGAGGGAUAACACAGACUACCUAUGGUACACAACAUAUGUCGAUGUUGCCAAGGAUGAGCAGUUCCUUACCAGUGAGAAGAACCCCAAACUCAGAGUGAUGUCGGCUGGUCAUGCUUUGCAUGUUUUCAUCAAUGGACAAUUAACAGGAACUGUGUAUGGCAGUGUAGAAAACCCAAAACUUACAUAUACUGGUGAUGUGAAACUAUGGGCAGGGAGCAACACUAUUUCCUGCUUAAGUAUAGCAGUUGGCCUACCAAAUGUUGGAGAGCAUUUCGAGACUUGGAAUGCUGGAAUUCUCGGUCCAGUAACACUUUAUGGCCUGAAUGAGGGAAGAAGAGAUCUCACAUGGCAGAAAUGGACCUAUCAGGUUGGUUUAAAAGGUGAGGCUAUGAGUCUUCAUUCACUUAGUGGAAGCUCAUCAGUAGAGUGGGGAGUACCUGUGCAGAAGCAGCCUCUGACAUGGUACAAGGCUUUUUUUAACGCACCUGAUGGUGACGAGCCACUAGCUUUGGACAUGGAUAGCAUGGGGAAGGGGCAAAUCUGGAUAAAUGGACAAGGAAUUGGACGAUAUUGGCCUGGCUACAAAGCCUCUGGAACAUGUGGUUACUGUGAUUAUCGAGGUGAAUAUGAUGAGAAAAAGUGUCAAACCAACUGCGGUGACUCUUCUCAAAGAUGGUACCAUGUUCCUCGACCAUGGCUUAAUCCUACCGGGAACCUUCUGGUGAUAUUCGAGGAGACAGGGGGUGACCCAACUCGAAUCUCAAUGGUGAAAAGAACCAUUGGAAGUGUCUGUGCUGAUGUGUCUGAGUGGCAGCCAUCAAUGACGAAUUGGCGUACAAAAGACUACGAGAAAGCUAAAAUCCACCUACAAUGUGAUCAUGGGCGAAAAAUAACUGAAAUAAAAUUUGCCAGCUUUGGCACACCGCAGGGGUCCUGCGGGAGCUACUCAGAAGGCGCAUGUCAUGCACACAAGUCGUAUGACAUAUUUGAGAAGAACUGCAUUAAUCAAGAACAUUGUGGCGUAAGCGUAGUUCCAGAGGUAUUUGGUGGAGAUCCUUGCCCUGGGACAAUGAAAAGGGCUGUUGUGGAGGUUAUUUGCGGUUGAAUGGCUCAAUCGUUUGACCUCUCAUUCCACCUUGGGUAUGUCAGGACUGCGUCAUAGUCCACCUAAGUCCAUACAGGCUUCUGGCAAGAGGUGAAAGUUACAGUGACCGUAACGCAUGGACUGCCAGAAGUUACAGAAAUUAGUUAUAUUUAGACUGAAUCAUCAAUGUAUGUAUGUACAUUAGUCUACAAAAUAAUUUGACUCUGUAGGUGUGGAAAAGGGCUGUGAUGCUCUAGUUAGCACCGGUCUGGUUCGAGGAGAGCACAGAUGAGACUCUGCUGAGUACCUGAGUCCAUAUGUGCAAUGGCUUCUGGAUUAGAGGACGCCAUGUGAUGAUUCAUUUUUCCUCAUUGAAAGGUGCAAAAUCAAUGUGCAGGGCAACCACCCAUUCAUGUAUUGCCAUGUUGAUUAAGUAGUAAAAACAAGAUAUGGUUCAGCUCAUAAAUAAAAUUUCUA